AUGAUUUACACACAGCCUUAAAGAGCACUGUAUUUAUGUGGGCUAAAACUUUAUUUACCGAAGACUCUGCUGUCUAUUAAUUGCAAAGUCGAUUAAAAAGCUUUUUGUCAGCCAUAAUAGAAUUAUCUCGAUUUGGUAUUGAACUUAAUGGAUCUAUCGAUUACUCAUUUGAUACUGCUUUUUUAAAAAAAUGUAACGAAUUAAAAAUAUAUCCAAUAUCGCAAAUGGAAGACUAUUAGUGAAUCUACUGAAGAUUAUUCCAGAGAUUCCGAAUACUAUGACGUUGUUUAAGCUAUAUAUAUUCGAAAUUACUUUGCUUUUGAUGGUUACUAUCCUUAUCCCAUAUAAUUAUAUCCACAUUAUGAUUACUAAAUACGUCAAUAGAAUAGAAAAUAAAAUAUUUAAUUAUAAACAUAUAUCUCCUACAAUUUUAAAGUACUGAAUGAUACUGCAAAUCUUGUUUGUUUAAUGAGAAAUUCUUAGACGUAUGAAUGGUCAAAUGAAAAUUGCACACUUCAUGAAUCUAAUACAUCCUAUUUUUGUAAUUGUACAACACUUGCUCCAACAACCAUGUGCAAUGAUUAUGACUACCUUUUUUAAAGCUCCCCUUAAUUCUAAUUGAAUAUUCCCAAUCUUUUAUAUAUUAUUUACUUUGCAUAAUUAAUCAUAUUAGGAAUAUUUUUGAUUAAAGCAAGGAAGUCUCAGUAUGAAAAAUCUAUAGAGAAGAAUAAGUUUGGUUAAGUUCUAAAAUUGGCAAAACGUAGUAAAGUAAAGAUCUUAGGAAAAAAAAUCGUUCCUGUUGAUGAUGAAAUAGUAGUAGUUCCGAUUGAGUAAAUAUAAACUCAAAAUCCAUAAGAACAAACAUAUAAAAAUAAAUUUAGUUUUAAUAACUUUUGGGUACUUAAUAUAUGUUAAUUAUAGAAAUAUCAUUUUUUAACUUCAAUGAUAUUUAAAAAAAUUUGUUACUUGAGCUCAUUUCAUCGAUCUGUUUUGAUUUUAUUGAGGUGGAAUCAAGCUAUUAUUAUUGGAGAAGUUUUAAGUAUUAUUGGAUUCAAUUAUGAUAUUUCUAUGUGGAUCAUCUUGUCAUUAAUCAUUUUUAGUCGAAUUUUUGAAUACAUUUACAAAGUAAUCAAUUUAUUAUGAUUUAGACUUAAGUCAAAUACUUUUUUUAUAUGAAAUAAGAAAUAAUUCUUUUUAUCGUUAAAUUAUUUUAAUUCUUGUUAAUGUUAGGCACAUAUAUAUUUGGAAUAUAUGUCUAUUUAAAAAUCUAGGAUUAAACAGAUUUGGUAUUAAAUACUGAUUAAUUAUUAGAUAAUUUCAUAUACCUUUGCCAUCUUAAUUGAUUUUCUAUUGUUAGAUAUCAUCUAAUUUAGCGCCAAUAAAUUUUUUGGAUAAGAGAAGAAAAAAUUAAUUAGAAAAAACUUAGAGAAUUUAAAUUUAUAGCAAAGGCAUAGAGCAUCAAUUGAUAAUGAUAUUAUUUAAAAUCCCAUCUGA
Paramecium octaurelia is the source of this 1494-nucleotide messenger RNA. Lineage: Eukaryota; Ciliophora; Oligohymenophorea; Peniculida; Parameciidae. The record is from the annotation of a GenBank genome assembly.